GCUAGCUGGAAAUGAAGAAGCCGUUCGUUUGUAGGACCAUGACUUGGACUGACUCGUGAGCCUUCCCAUGUAGUAGGUCUAAGAGUAAGACUAAGUAAAGCAGUAUGUCUAACAAACAGUCGACCUCGUCUAACCGAUCUGCUGGCCGGGGCCGAGGCGGCAAGGGACGAGGCAGAGGUGCGGGUAACUCCUCCGGUGAUCACGUCAACCAAUGGACUCAAGGGGAUCCAAGCACGAGGGCGUGGGGUAAACCGGGACAGGGACGAGGAGGUAAUCAAGCGGGUAACACAACUGGUUCUCAAGGUAACCAGUGGAUGCAAGGCGAUGCGGGAAAGAGAGCAUGGGAUAAACCAGGAGAAAAAGCACGAAAGAAAAAGGCUGCAGCGGAACAAGCCAAACCAACCAAACCAGUGCCAACAGCUGAAGAACGAUUCCGCGAAGCUUCCUCCCAAAUCCACGAUUCCGUUCAGCGACACAUAGAUCAAGGAGACCUUGAGAUGGAGGAGUCCUCAUCAGAAGAUGAGAUGGAUGACACCGAGAUACUUCAGAGCACCUUCAGGAUGUACACAAACCAAUAUGGCGAUAAUUCCACUGAGUUAGAGAAGACAAGUCAAUACUUGGUUGAUUCUUGUCGGUCAGGAGCUAAUGUCUGCCUCGUCUGUAUUGGCAAAGUCAAACGGCUGGAUGCGAUCUGGACUUGCAGCAAAUGCUACUGCGUUCUUCACUUACCGUGCGUCCAGAAAUGGGCCAAAGAGGGCGCUUUACAGAUGCAGGUUGACGAUACUUCAACUAAAAAGAGUUCAGUGUGGUCAUGUCCAAAGUGCCGUUACGAGCUACCUGUCUUUGCCAUCCCAAAGCGAUAUUCCUGUUUCUGUGCUAAGGUCAUCGACCCACCCUUCCACCCAUGGCUGAGUCCGCAUACCUGUGGUCAAACGUGUGAGCGACCUCUCAGACCAGAGUGCGGACAUAAAUGUCUCCUACUCUGCCAUCCUGGUCCGUGUCCACCUUGUCCGAAGAUGGUACGUUCAGCGUGUCAUUGUCAGCGCCAACAACCGCAGCCGAGACGUUGUAGCAGUAAGACCUGGUCAUGUGGUCAAACAUGCGGCAAGGUGUUGUCAUGCGGACAACAUUCAUGUCAACAACCGUGCCAUGAAGGUGUAUGUAAGCCGUGCCUAAGAACGAGCAAACAACCAUGUCAUUGCGGUAAGCUUCGAUCAGUGCGUCCGUGUGCCACGCCCCAAUGGCAGUGUGAUAGCGUCUGUAAUAAACAACUAUCAUGUGGACAUCAUAGAUGUGAGGUCGUGUGUCACUCGGGACUUUGUGGAGACUGUCCAAGAUCUGGGAAGAGAUUCUGUCCGUGUGGUAAAACAAGUUUUCAGAUUCCAUGCACUGAGAAUAUUCCAACUUGUGGUGAUACAUGCGACAAACUUCUAGAAUGUGGACUUCAUAAAUGCACAAGAAGAUGCCACUCAGGACCAUGUGAAACGUGUCGGCAGCUGAGUGUUAAGAAAUGUCGCUGUGGACAGAGAGAGAAGUCAAUAUUAUGCUGCAAGGAGUAUCUGUGUGACACGAAAUGCCAACAGAUGAAAGAUUGUCAACGUCAUCAAUGCAAGAGGAAGUGUUGUGAUGGUUUCUGUCCAGCCUGUGAGCAACUCUGCAACAGACCUCUUCCAUGCAAGAACCACAAGUGCCCUUCUCAGUGUCAUACAGGUUUGUGUUAUCCAUGUCAAGAAACGAUUGAUGUCAAAUGUUUCUGUGAAUCGACGCGUAAUACUGUGCCUUGUGGUCGUGAGAAAUUCACCAAACCACCGAGGUGUCAUCAACCUUGCAAAAUCCCUCCUAAUUGUCACCAUGCUGCACGUGAUCGUCAUCGAUGUCACUUCAACCGAUGUCAACCUUGUCAACAAGCAUGUGACAAGCCACUACCUCGAUGCAGUCACCGCUGUCCAUGGCAGUGUCAUACUGCAGUCCUUAUCAAACAGGUCGAGAACAAGGGAGCUAGAGCUGCCCCAUGGGAGCCCAAACCACAGGCACAUUUAACACUGGUUGAUAAGCCAUGUCCACCAUGCCAGGUUCCUAUACCAACAAUGUGUGUCGGGAAACACGAGAUGCAAGACGUCCCCUGUGCCUUGGUUGGACCAUUCUCCUGUAAGAAGCAAUGCGGACGUAUGUUAGCGUGUACAAAUCAUCACUGUACGCUAGAAUGUCAUCUGGUGACUGGUGCUGCAGAUGACUCUAUGUUUGGAAAGGAAUGUGAGCCGUGUGAUAAAGAAUGCAGUAAACCAAGACCCAGAGGAUGUGUACAUUCAUGUAUCAGGCCGUGUCACACUGGAUCCUGCCCUGCAUGUAAGAAGAGUAUACGUCAACGAUGCCAUUGUAAGAUGAUGAUGUUACAUAUUGACUGCCGUCAAUGGACGUCUGCUAACGAUGAUGAGAAAGCUGACUUAGUCUCAUGUAAAGGACCAUGUACCAAACAACUACCAUGCUCUCAUCUUUGCAACAAGAGCUGCCAUCCUGGAGACUGCUCAACGUCUGAAGAUUGUAUUCACAAAGUCUCCAUCAGAUGCUCAUGUAAGAGGAGGAAGAAGGAUUUCCCCUGUAAAGAUGUGCGAGAAGGCAAUGCUAAGGUGAUGUGUGAUACAUCUUGUAAACAAGCCAUGGAGAAAUUGGAGCAGAGAAAGGAAGAGGAGAAACUGAAGAAAGAAGAGGAAGAUAAAGCUCAGCAGCAGCGGGACCAGGACGAGUACGAGCGCCUGAUGAACGCAAAGGGGAAAAAGCGUCGAGGACGACGUAAAACGGACGAAGUUGUUGAACUUCGCUUCUGGCAGGAAAAGAAAUUCCAGAUCUUCUUAUUGUCUGCUGCCAUUGUUUUAGCUGCUCUGUCAUACGUAAUUUUCUUUGCUUAAUUACAUUCCAGAGUACAAUUCAUGCAGUUAUGUCAAUUUCAUUUUAUCUUUAUCUUAAUGUGGAUAAGGGACCCACAAAUAAUUUGUUCUUUUUAAGAAUUAUAUGUUAAUGCCAUAAAAACAAUGGUGCUUCAUCCUGUUUUGGUUUAUGGGUUUUUGGUGGGAUUAAUAAACUUAAAGAUGAAGAUGGAAAAUCUUGGUUCCUUUUUUUUUUUUGGGGGGGGGGUGGCAGUGUCCUUUUGUCAGUACCUUGUAAUGGUAUAUUAAAAUAUAAAAAUAAAAUAGGCAUGAAUGGAGCAUCUCAACAGUCCGGAGAGUAGAAACAUUCAAAUUGGAUUAAUUAACUCUUUCAUUCACUGACCAGUCGCUAGCGACCAGUUUAAAGCCAUUGGACCCUUUCGGAAAACAAAAUAGAAAGAUUAUAUGACUACAUGUACAGUUCUCAAAAUGGGAAAGAGGACUCUUGAAAGUGCUUUUGUGGCCAAUUUUUGGGGAGGUCGCCGUUCGCAAACAAAACCGAGUAAACAAUAAAUUUGUCCAUAAUAUGGAUCAUAUUAUGAUCAAUUUAUUACAAAAAAAAUGGAAGGCUCAAGUGUUCCAGCAUCUGUACAAGGACCAGUUCAUUGGACUGCGGGAGCAUUAAAGAUGCCAACCCACUUAUUCUAUAGUGUUGAAAUGUUCCCAUGGUUCGGCACAAUGUCACAGUCCAGCAGAGCUGGGGGUCCACUGGAUUUCAGGCUAUGCUUUAGUUAUCAUCCCUUUGUGCCCAAACAUGCCUGACAUUUAAGAUGCUCACAACUUAUCACAAAAGUGUUUCCUGACAAAAACUAGAACAGGAUACAAGUCAAAUUCUUAAAAUUGUCACUUAUUUAUUAAGUGUUUUGUAAACACAAUUUUGGAAACCUUGGCCCUUGCCCACCUUAACCACAAUCUUAUGUCACCCUAAUCCUAACUGUUGGGACUUCUCAAUUCUCCACAAUGAGGCCCUUUGAUAAGAGGAUUUAUAAGGGUUAGGGAUACAUGAACAUGUAAUUUACCACAAUAACUCCACUCACACAAUCAUUAAACAUUUUUUUAUUGUUUUUUUUCCUUUCUCUUUGGACAAAAACACGUCACAUGGAAUCUUUGUCAAUUUAUAAAAAAGUAAGACAAACGUCUCAGGACUAUGUACAACUUUUACUUUAAAAACAAAAUGUUGUAUGAAAUGAGAACUAAGGUCCCAUUGAUAAGUUUCUAAAAAUAAUUUGGUAAUGGUUUGUAGUAUGUAGUCAGAUUGGUCAUUCACUUCAAUACAUUGUCAAGUAUAACCAAGUUCCCUUACAGAUUAUUUGUUUAUGUACAAUAAUCACCAUACACACAGACAUUGCUUAUAUUGUUUGAGUUUUGUUUGACACGUUGUCUUUUAAAAGUGUCUGAACAAAUAAUAUACAGAACAGAAUGUUUGUUUUGUUUUAGAAGCAUACUAUGAACAUGGAAAACAUUGGAAAAUAUCAAUUCAGGUCAAGACCUUUAAUUUGACAUUUUUGGUUAUUUGGAAGUAGGUGUGGCCCUUUGCAGCCGCUACGGGCCUCUAAAGGGUUAAGGAAUGGGCAAGUUUUGAGACGAUGGUAGGCUCCAGAUCACUGAUCCUUUUCUUUUGUUCUCAAUAAUGAGACACAAUUGAAAAGCACCGGCGAGUCGGAUGCCCACGAUCCUCUCAAAAGUCUUCAAGUAAAAAUGUGCACUGUACUCACUUCCAAAUGGUUUUUGAAGGAACAAAACAUUUUAAAAAAUGACAAUAAAUGGCUGCACAAAAGCAAUACAGAGGUUGAUUUCACGAAGAGUCCUAGGAGAUAUUAAAAACCUAAGUCUAGUCCCAAGUUAGGACGAGUAACUCAUCCUCUAACUCAAGAUAAGACUAGUCCUAACUCUUUAUGAAAUCCACCCAGGUCCUCUUGAAACCCUAGUGAUAAAUGGUGAUAAAAUUUCAUAGAAUCAAACAACUUUUACAAUAAUUCCUUUCCUUUUUCUGAUAUGAACAAAUUUUGGAAGGACUAUUCCACGUUGAUAUUUCCAAAAUACCACAAGCAAAGGAUCUCUUGGUAAAAGCACCCUGUCAGGUUUUCAAUUGUAUUACAAACUGGGUCCAGGUGACGGUUUUAUGUCAGUGAAACCAACAUAACCAAUAACAUGAGUAACACAAGGUCUAUAAAAAGUCAAUACAACAAAACUGGAAGUGUUUUGUGUUUGUUUUAAUGUUGAAACAAAAACACUACAGAAGGGAAUGCCAUAAACAAUUAUGUAUUGUUACAAAUUUACUGUUGCAAUAAAAAAGCAGUGUUCCUGAUGUUUUGUAAAAUAGUCAAAUUCACAUGGAAGUGUAGUUCACAAAGAUACUGAUAAUGUCAAUGUGAAAAUGUUUUUCAUAAGAUGGAAUUGAUUCUUUUCAGAUCCCUGUUUAAGAUUUAGUUUAAGAUGUAAACCCAUAUUUGUUUUGUCCAGUCUCAACCAUCAAUGGCAGUUGUAAUGCAAGAAUAAGAGAUAGAAUAUGUAUUAUGGAGUUAGGCAAAGAAUAAGUAUGGACAAAAUGGCUGAUACUAAGGGCCCAGAAUGAAGCAAUGCUUCUAAAGGUAUGGGUCCCCGACUCCUAAACAUCUACAUGCCUUGAGCCGAGCUGUAUUGGCAAAACUUUGAAAUUGCACCAAGGCAUAUUUGAAAUUUCAAUAAACACUAUAGAAAAAUGUGAUUGAUAACAAGGGCCGACCUUCACAUUCAUGGUGUAGACUUAUUAUUAUUUAUAGAAUUUUCAGGCUUGUUAAAAAACAAUUUUGCUGAGGGCAAACAAAUCGGAGAGCAGAUUAAACAGAACUGAACAGCAUGCCUGGUGAUUUUAACAAAGAGGAAAUUAAAGUUGAUCGAUCUGUUGGAUGUGAAGUACAAUACCAUUAGACAUUUCCUUAAAAAAAAAACAUCCUAUAAAAUAUCACCCUAUAAAAGGUCAAACACUGUACCCCUUGUAUAUAUUUUCUUUAAUUGUUUAAACAAAGCUCUCUUAUAUUUACACGUUCUCCAGAAAUAACCUCAGUUAAAGUUUUCUGAUAAUACUGUACAUUAGGUUGAUUUUCCUUCCAAGUAAGAAAGACCCAUUUUAAUAGCUACCUUAAUGAAGUACAAGACACUUUGAAUAUAUCGUCAAAUUAUUAUGAGGAAUUCAUAGUAUUCAGUUAUAAAAGGUAUUAUUCAGGAUUGGUGGGGAUGACAAAAUAAAUGCAGACAGUGUUCAUGUUUUGUUAGCCCACCUUGUCCACCUGUUGUGGCUCUCUUUUAAUAUUGGUCUUAUUCGAUGUUAAAAGAGAUACUUAACAGCACACCAAGGUGUGAUCAACCAUUAACAUGAUAGACCCAAACCGUGGAAAUUUAGUCUUAAUCCCUUGUGUGACUCGGGGGGGGGGGGGGGGGAAUGGAAAAAAA
Molecule: messenger RNA, 6356 nt
Organism: Asterias rubens (European starfish)
Lineage: Eukaryota; Metazoa; Echinodermata; Asteroidea; Forcipulatida; Asteriidae
Product: NF-X1-type zinc finger protein NFXL1-like
Exons: 19
Coding region: 105-2906 (933 amino acids)
Biological process (GO): regulation of DNA-templated transcription
Cellular component (GO): nucleus
Molecular function (GO): DNA-binding transcription factor activity, RNA polymerase II-specific; zinc ion binding; RNA polymerase II transcription regulatory region sequence-specific DNA binding
Source: RefSeq, a predicted model, not a curated record